Pundamilia nyererei is the source of this 1349-nucleotide messenger RNA. It is a transcript of the gene phyhd1, whose product is annotated as phytanoyl-CoA dioxygenase domain containing 1. The transcript is spliced from 12 exons. Lineage: Eukaryota; Metazoa; Chordata; Actinopteri; Cichliformes; Cichlidae. The coding region runs from base 27 to 908 and encodes 293 amino acids. The record is from RefSeq and is a predicted model, not a curated record.
CAGUGGAUUUCUCUCAGCGGAACGCCAUGGAUUUUAUGACAGAUCAGGAUGUGCAGAGGUACCAGGAGGAUGGAUACGUGGUUCUGGACGGGCUGCUGACCUCCCAGGAGUGUGAUGAACUGAGGCAGAGGAUGGCAGAGAUUGUGGAGCGGAUGGAUGUCCCCGAACACUGCCGCACCACCUUCUCCACCUACCAUGAUGAGCAGCUAAAAACACAGAUGCAGGGAAAUGCUGACUAUUUCAUCACAAGUGGAGAUAAGAUCAGAUUCUUCUUUGAGAAAGGGGUUUUUGAUGACAAAGGGGAGUUUAUUGUACCCAAGCAGCGGUCACUAAAUAAAGUUGGACAUGCACUGCAUGCCUAUGAGCCGUUGUACGAAAAGGUUACACAUUCGCCCAAAGUCCAGGGCAUAGCUAAAAAGCUGGGCCUAGUGAGUCCUGUGAUUCUCCAAAGUAUGUUCAUAUUUAAGCAACCAGGCAUCGGUGGGGAAGUGACUCCACACCAAGAUGCUACAUUUCUGUACACGGAGCCCCUGGGCAGAGUUAUGGGGGUGUGGAUUGCCCUGGAAGAUGCUACUAUUAACAAUGGCUGUCUGUGGUUUAUCCCAGGAUCACACAACAGCGGUAUCACUAGACGUAUGGUGCGUACUCCAAAGGGCACCUUUCCCCUGACCGACUUUAUCGGUAGAGAGCAGACAUACGAUGACGAGAAGUUUGUUGCCGCACCAGUGAAAAAAGGUGGUGUUAUCCUGAUCCACGGACAGGUGGUGCAUCGAAGUGCUGAAAACACCUCUGAAGAGUCUCGUCAUGUCUACACCUUCCACAUCAUGGAAGCCCAGCAGACCCGCUGGAGCCCUGACAACUGGUUGCAGCCCACUGAAGACCUCCCUUUCCCACCUCUCUACACUUGAAGGAUUCUUUGGCAUCAGGUGCUGCUCCCAAAGAAUAACCAGCAUCUAUGAUAUUAUCAUCAAGGAAAAAAAAUCAGAUAAUACUGUUUCAUUAACUUCCCAAAGAAUGGCUGUGCUUGCAAUAUUCUUCUGAUAAGGGUAAAAGGAUCUUAUUACACAAGAAAACUAUAGGCUGAAUCCUGAGCUCAGCCUAUUGUUCCUGUAUCGAUCGUUGCCAAGUGUUAUUCAUGACCCAUAGAAAAAAUAGACAUGUAUAAAUAAGAUAUACUACCAGUCAAAAGUUUGGACACACCUUCUGAUUUAAUGGUUUGUCUUCAUUUUUAUGGCUGUUUACAUUGUAGAUUCUCACUGAAGGCAUUGCAACUGUGAAUGAACACACAUGGAAUUAUGUAGUUAACAAAAAAAAUGUGAAAUACCUCAAAACAUGUUUUAUAUUUUACA